Salvia splendens (bonfire salvia) is the source of this 1859-nucleotide messenger RNA. RefSeq names its product pectinesterase. Gene Ontology annotation, molecular function: enzyme inhibitor activity; pectinesterase activity. Gene Ontology annotation, biological process: cell wall modification. Lineage: Eukaryota; Viridiplantae; Streptophyta; Magnoliopsida; Lamiales; Lamiaceae. The transcript has 2 exons. Bases 12 to 1703 code for a protein of 563 amino acids. The record is from RefSeq and is a predicted model, not a curated record.
UUUCCCACAAAAUGUCCAAACUCGCUCUCUCAAUCCUCUCUCUCAUCCUCACACUCACACUCUUCUCUCUAAAUUUCAACCCCAAAUUCCUCCAAAAUGCCCCUAGAAAAAUCCACAUUCACAAACACGUCCAACUACUCGCCGCCUCGGCCGCGUGCGACGGCGCAAUGUACCAGGACCUCUGCGUCUCCACCGUGGCCGCCCUGCCGGAGCUGCGGCGGAAGACGCUGCCGGAGGUGAUAUCGCACACGAUCAACGUGACGAUGAAGGAGGUCCGCGACUCGGCCUCCAACUGCAGCAGCCUCCGGCGCAAGCUGCUGAAGAGGCUGGAGCCGCUCGAGCUCCGCGCCCUCGAGGACUGCCUCGAGCUCUUCGCCGACACCGUCGCCGAGCUCGGAAAAGUCCUCUCCGACCUCUCCUCCUCCUCCGCAUCUCCGGAGAAGCACUACGCCGAUCUGCAGACGCUCCUCAGCGGCGCGAUGACGAAUCAGAACACCUGCCUCGACGGAUUCGCCUACAGCAAAAACAACACACGCCGCUUCAUCGAGGGGCGCCUCCGCCGCAUCUCGCGCCAUUUCAGCAAUUCGCUCGCGAUGGUGCAGAAGCUGAAGAAGAAAAAAGGUAGGAAAUUGAUCAAUUCGGAGGACGAGCAAUUAUUCCCCGAGUACGGGAAAAUGCGGGGCGGAUUUCCGGCGUGGCUGAAUAGAUCGGAUCGGAGGCUGCUGCAGGCGGCGGCGAACGAGACGAGGUUCGAUCUGGUGGUGUCCAAGGACGGAAGCGGCAAUUUCACCACCGUGAAUGAAGCGGUGGCGGCGGCGCCGAACAAUAGCGACACGAGAUUUGUGAUUUACAUCAAAGCGGGGGCGUAUUUCGAGUAUGUGGAGCUGGAGAGGAAGAAGAUGAACAUCAUGUUUUUGGGGGAUGGAAUUGGGAAAACGUGGAUCAAAGGGAACCGGAGCGUUGUUGACGGAUGGACGACUUUCCGGUCGUCUACAGUUGCCGUGGUGGGCAACGGGUUCAUCGCGAAGGGCAUCAGCUUCGAGAACUACGCGGGCCCGAGCAAGCACCAAGCCGUGGCCCUCCGCAGCGGGGCCGACUUCUCGGCCUUCUACCAAUGCAGCUUCAUCGCGUACCAAGACACCCUCUACGUCCACUCCCUCCGCCAGUUCUACCGCGACUGCGACGUCUACGGCACCGUCGACUUCAUCUUCGGCAACGCCGCCGUCGUCCUCCAGAACUGCAACCUCUACGCCCGCCGCCCCGACCCGAACCAGCGCAACAUCUUCACCGCCCAGGGCCGCGAGGACCCCAACCAGAACACGGGAAUCUCCGUGCUCAACUCCAAGGUCGCUGCCGCCGCCGACCUCCUCCCCGUCCUGGCCAACUUCACGACCUACCUCGGCCGGCCGUGGAAGCAGUAUUCGAGGACGGUUUUCAUGUAUUGUAACAUGGAGAGUGUGGUGAACCGGAGAGGGUGGCUCGAGUGGGAUGGGGAUUUCGCGCUUGAUACGCUUUAUUAUGGGGAGUAUAUGAACCGGGGCCCCGGCUCCAAUACGACGGACCGGGUCACGUGGCCGGGUUACCGGGUUAUUAAUAGCUCUGAUGAGGCGGCGCAGUUUACUGUCGCCAAUUUUAUUCAGGGGAAUCAGUGGCUGCCGGCGACGGGGGUGCCGUUUUUUCCCAAUUUGACGGCGACUAGUUGAGUUGAGUUGAGUUGAGGUGAGUUGAGUUGAGUUGAGUUGAGUUGAGUUGAGGGGGUUUUGAGGGUAGGAUUAGUUUGAUUUGUUGUAUUAUUAUUAUUAUUGCUAUUAUUUUUAAACGAUUAUUAUGAAAUAUCUUUCCAAUCAAAUUAUGGAUGA